AUGGGGCCUGAUGGCUCCCCCAAUUCCCUGUCCACCCUCUAUGACUCCUUGACCUCGCACGCCUAUCCUCGGUCUGGAGUCGCAGCGAUCAUACGGUUCUUUCAUUCAGUCCGCGCGGCGGCCCAACAGGCCACUUUCACCUCCUUCGUCAACGACCUUCGCACUCUCUACCGUAAUGACACCGUGAACUGGGGCCAGGUAGUGUUCUUGACCACCUGCGCGAUCACAAUGGUUGGGUGUGGGCUCUUGUCGUCUCUGGCGAGGCGCAGGCGAUCCCUCCAGACGGCUCGGUCAUCCCUGCGCAAAAGCUCCACUAAAUCCUCCAAGACCCUCACGUCAUCAUCGGACGACGACUACGAGGACGAAGACUAUGACAGUAAUGGAUCUUUGCAUCAUGGCACCAAUCCCAAUUACAAGCCCGACGACGAAUGGUCGUCUCGGCCUCAGCAGCAAACUUCUGAUGGUGCGUGGGUUUCAAACUCUUUUGGGAGACCACUGGCUAACUCUCUCCCAGCAUUCAAAACCGACCCCGGUCUUCUGAAGAAAUACACUUCCUAUGCGUCUUACACGACCUCCGUGGCGACCUACCCGGCCAUUCGGACCUUCUACAGUCCGCACCCACACCUGAACCGUCUCCCCACCGAACCCUCUCCGGUCCCAUUGUUGGUGUUUGUCCACGGACUCGGCGGAUCUCUUGCACAAUUCCAUCAUCUCCUUACUAGUUUGUCUAAUGUCGGGUCAUGCUUUGGCAUUGAUUUACCCGGGUGUGGUCUGUCCAAAUUUGCGCCGACCAAUUGGGACGCAUACACCGUCGAGGCCUUGGCUGAACUCCUGGUCGAAGCAAUUGAACAGCACCGGGACCGAGAUGCCGGUCAGGAAGUAGUCUUGGUGGGCCAUAGCCUAGGCUGUUCCUUGUCUGCACUGCUGGCUUCGUCAAACUCGCCUAUCGGUAAGAACCUCAAAGAGCACAUCCUCGGACUCGUUGCUGUGUGUCCGAAGGCAUCCCCUCCGUCACCAGAAGAAGUGACUGUCUUUCGCCGACUGCUUUAUGUUCCUGGUCCUCUCUUUGACCUUUGGCGUUGUUGGGACCGACGUGGCGGCGCAAAGAGCGCUAGCGUUAUGAGGAUGGUGGGUGAUGAUGCCGACUUGGAGACACGAGACCUUCAGGUUCGCUUCAACAAACAGAGCAAGACGCCUGUGUGGCGCCGGAUGGCAUGGGGCACUCUUCCCGACUACAAGAAUGGGGACAACCAAGCCAAUGGAGGUAUCCCUGGAGAGUGUGUCUGGGCUGGGAUUCACAUUCCGAUGUUGUUGGUUGCCGGUGAAGCGGACUCAGUUACCAAGCCGGCAGAGGUACAGAAGCUUUUGAAGCUCUUUGGCAAGGGUUCAACCCAUACCAGGAUUGAUUCCAGUGGGAGCAGUAUCAUCCCGGAUGCCUCUCGAGUCCAUGACUCAGCUCCAGCAUCGCCCAAUCCUCUCGCUCAUGAAGAGUAUUAUGGCGUCGAGCCGACCGAUCAGGAGAAACAAAACAGAUUUGUUGGCGAUAAGCGAAAGCGACUAGUCAAGUCAGUCGUUCUGCCGGCGCCUGCGUCACACGCCCUCCUCUACGACCGCGCAACCUAUCGCACGCUCUCAGGCAUCAUUCAAGACUUCUUGUCCCAAAACAUCGACUCGCGUCUAGGUCUGGGUUGGCAAUUGCAAUACAUGAACACGUCGGGGAAAUGGGAUGUCAAGAACCUUGCCAAGUGGCAGAAGGUCGCACCCGUUUCGGAGCCAAUCGCCAACACUUUUGCGGCGCUCAAGAUGCUGCGCGAGGUCGACGACCAACAUAAUCCGGUAAUCUUCUCGCAGAAGUACCAUGGUCGCAUCCACGCCGUUGUCGACAUCAGCCAUGAGAGCCCGGUCUACAAUCCCGUCCAAAUGGAGAAGGGUGGAAUCCGUUACUACAAGCACCCGACGGUGUCCAAGAUUCCGCCAACCCCUGACGAAACGCGCGAUUUCAUUGCUCUGAUCGACCGUCUCCAGCGGGACAUCGAUGACCAGAUGGAGAAGCGCGAGGUUCCGUCUUUGCCUCGUCCCUUGGUCGGUGUUCACUGCCACUACGGCUACAACCGUACUGGGUUUCUAAUUGUCUGCUACCUCAUUGAGCGGCUUGGGUUUGGUGUUCAAGACGCCAUCGACGAGUUUAAUCGAUGCCGGCCUCCGGGCAUACGACAUGGACACUUUGUCGAUACACUGUUUGUACGGUACUGUGUUGGGCUGCAGCGAGCGCCCACUCUGUAA
Molecule: messenger RNA, 2283 nt
Organism: Penicillium alfredii
Lineage: Eukaryota; Fungi; Ascomycota; Eurotiomycetes; Eurotiales; Aspergillaceae
Exons: 1
Coding region: 1-2283 (760 amino acids)
Biological process (GO): 7-methylguanosine mRNA capping; protein dephosphorylation
Molecular function (GO): protein tyrosine/serine/threonine phosphatase activity; mRNA guanylyltransferase activity
Source: RefSeq, a predicted model, not a curated record